This is a messenger RNA of Vicia villosa (hairy vetch), 669 nucleotides long. Its product is annotated as protein STRUBBELIG-RECEPTOR FAMILY 2-like. NCBI's taxonomy places the organism in Eukaryota, Viridiplantae, Streptophyta, Magnoliopsida, Fabales, Fabaceae. The annotation marks the transcript as partial. The transcript is spliced from 2 exons. The record is from RefSeq and is a predicted model, not a curated record.
AGGAUUGGUGGGAAUAAAUUCCAUGCAGCGGACAACUAUCCCCCAUUGACUUCACCUGUGGGGACAUUAUCAGUUGAGCAUAAUACUAGUCGCCCGCCCACAACUAAUACAAAUGCCAUCAAGAACUAUGCUCCUCCCAAAGUACGUGAGCACAAGCAUAAGAAGAAACAAUUCGGUCCUGGAGGAAUUGCUUUUAUUGCUGCUGGAGGAACAAUAAUGGCUACAGGUGUGGCACUCCUUAUUGCAAUCCGGUUAAACAAACUGCAUUCUCAAAGCCGGAACAAGAAUUACUCAGAAAGCAAUGAUAUCUCUAUUCAUUCUCAUCCAACCAGUGCAAGCAUAGAGGUGUCUUCUGCUGAACUAGACGACAGGCCACUUCUCCUACCUAUCAACAUUGCACCUCUUUUGGGUCCAAUGAAAUUUCCUUCCCUGCACCAUAACAAUGUAGAGGAAACAUCAAGAAGAAGUUAUUCCAAAAGAGGCAGAUCUACUAGAAGGACAAAAAUCUAUACCAUUGCGGAGCUUCAGCUGGCUACUAACUUCUUCAAUGAAGGCAACCUUCUGGGAGAAGGAUCUCUUGGUUCUGUUUACAAAGCUAAAUUUCCUGAUGGCAAAGUACAAUCUCAAACUCUUUUCCAAACACUGAAAUUGUCUUUUCAUCACGUUUAG